This is a messenger RNA of Molossus molossus (Pallas's mastiff bat), 2950 nucleotides long. RefSeq names its product SKI like proto-oncogene (gene SKIL). Gene Ontology annotation, cellular component: nucleus. The transcript has 6 exons. The record is from RefSeq and is a predicted model, not a curated record. Bases 497 to 2545 code for a protein of 682 amino acids. Gene Ontology annotation, molecular function: RNA polymerase II cis-regulatory region sequence-specific DNA binding; SMAD binding; DNA-binding transcription factor activity, RNA polymerase II-specific. Lineage: Eukaryota; Metazoa; Chordata; Mammalia; Chiroptera; Molossidae. Gene Ontology annotation, biological process: negative regulation of BMP signaling pathway.
GCCAAAAAUUAAAUUAAAUUUGGGUGCAUCAUUUUGACUUGUGUUUGUGUCUAGGUUUUAUGACACAAGUAAUUUCAUAAACUUUUGACUUGUUUUGCUUAAAACCAAACCAAACCAUUGCAUUGAACCUGGAAAUCUUGAAUUGAGAGAAUUGGUCAUUUUAUUUUAAUACAUAUGUCUGAAUGAAGAAUUAGAAAACAAAGGCUUCCUCAGAGGUGUGCCUCUUGAAAUUCUUUAUUGUUGGAGAUAAUUUUAUAGCACUUGCAGUGAAAUUAUACUGGAGUAUAAGCAGAACCAAAACAGUUGAAAAUCUAAUAAAUUAGGGAGAUCACUCUUUGGAAAUUUAAAUUUUCUGAGUUACCAUAGAAAUUUUAUAUAACUUACCAUAUGUAAGUUACCAUACAUACUGGUAUAUAUUACUUGCCUCUCUUCAAAUAAGCAGCUAAAUAACAAUGCAAGUGUCAGACUUAAUUAUUUAACACAAUAGUUUUUAGCAAUGGAAAAUCUACAGACAAAUUUUUCCUUGGUUCAGGGCUCAAAUAAAAAAAUGAAUGGAAUGGGAGAUGAUGGCAGCCCUCCAGUGAAAAAAAUGAUGACAGACAUUCAUGCAAAUGGAAAAAUGAUGAACAAGAUGCCAACAGUGAAAAAGGAACACUUGGAUGACUAUGAAGCGCCAAUGGAAACUGAUGGAGAGCAUGUUAAGCGAACCUGUACCUCGGUGCCUGAACCUUUACAUUUAAAUCCCAGUUUGAAACACACUUUGGCACAAUUUCAUUUAAGUAGUCAGAGCUCUCUGGGUGGACCAGCAGCAUUUUCCGCUCGGUAUUCCCAAGAAAGCAUGUCACCUACUGUAUUUCUGCCUCUUCCAUCUCCUCAGGUUCUUCCUGGUCCACUGCUCAUCCCUUCUGAUAGCUCCACGGAACUCACCCAGACUGUGUUGGAAGGGGAAUCUAUAUCUUGUUUUCAGGUUGGAGGAGAAAAGAGACUCUGUUUGCCCCAAGUCUUAAAUUCUGUUCUCCGAGAAUUUUCACUCCAGCAAAUAAAUACAGUGUGUGACGAAUUGUACAUCUAUUGUUCGAGGUGUACUUCAGAUCAACUUCAUAUCUUAAAGGUCUUGGGAAUACUUCCAUUCAAUGCCCCAUCCUGUGGGCUGAUUACCUUAACUGAUGCACAGAGACUAUGUAACGCUUUAUUGCGGCCACGCACUUUUCCUCAAAAUGGUAGCAUACUUCCUGCUAAAAACUCAUUGGCUCAGUUAAAGGAAACUGGCAGUGCCUUUGAAGUGGAACAUGAAUGCUUGGGCAAAUGUCAGGGUCUGUUUGCACCCCAAUUUUAUGUUCAGCCUGAUGCUCCGUGUAUUCAGUGUCUGGAGUGCUGCGGAAUGUUUGCGCCCCAGACAUUUGUGAUGCAUUCUCACAGAUCACCGGACAAAAGGACUUGCCACUGGGGCUUUGAAUCAGCCAAAUGGCAUUGUUAUCUUCAUGUGAAUCAAAAAUACUUAGGGACACCUGAAGAAAAGAAACUGAAGAUAGUUUUAGAAGAAAUGAAGGAGAAGUUUAGCAUGAGAAAUGGAAAGAGAACACAAUCUAAGAUAGAUACACCAUCAGGAAUGGAAUUACCAUCAUGGUAUCCUGUUAUAAAGCAGGAAAGUGACCAUGUUUCUCAAACACAUUCAUUUUUACACCCUAGCUACUACUUAUACAUGUGUGAUAAAGUGGUUGCCCCAAAUGUGUCACUCACUUCUGCUGUAUCCCAGUCUAAAGAGGUCACAAAGACAGAGGCAGGUAGAUCCCUACCAAGACACUCAGAGAAGCCUCACAGUAGUGGGAAACAUCAAAAAACAGUGUCUUAUCCAGAUGUCUCACUGGAGGAACAGGAGAAAAUGGAUUUAAAAACAAGUAGAGAAUUAUGUAACCAUUUGGAUCCAUCAAUCUCAAGUAAUUCUGUAAGUAAAAAGAAACCUGAGUCAACCACUUGCAACUUAAUCAGAGACACAAGCAUGGUGGGAAUUGACCAUGAUGCUGCAGCUUCAUCUCCACUUCUUGUCAAAGAUGUCAUUUGUGAAGACGAUAAGGGAAAAAUCAUGGAAGAAGUAAUGAGAACUUACGUAAAACAACAGGAAAAAUUGAACUCAAUUUUGCAGAAGAAGCAACAACUUGAGAUGGAAGUUGAAAUGUUGAGUAGUUCAAAAGUAAUGAAAGAACUCACUGAAGAACAACAGAAUUUACAGAAAGAACUUGAAUCUUUGCAGAAUGAGCAUGCUCAAAGAAUGGAAGAAUUUUAUGUUGAACAGAAAGACUUAGAGAAAAAAUUAGAGCAGGUAAUGAAGCAAAAAUGUACCUGUGACUCAAAUUUAGAAAAAGACAAAGAGGCUGAAUAUGCAACACAGUUGGCAGAACUAAGACAGAGAUUGGACCAUGCAGAGGCUGAUCGGCAAGAACUCCAAGAUGAACUCAGACAGGAACGGGAGGCAAGACAGAAGUUAGAGAUGAUGAUAAAAGAGCUAAAGCUGCAAAUUUUGAAAUCAAAGACUGCUAAAGUAUAGAAACCUUUAAAGAGAUUCAUCUGUGUGUUCCUAACAGAGUUUAUUUUUGUUUGUUGCUUUGCUAAUUGAAUUCUGAACAGCUUAUCUGCAUGAAGAUGACCAGGCAUUCUAUCCAUUUGUAGAUCAGAGAAAGUGAAGAGAUUAUAUAUUGGUACAUAAAUUUUUACAUUUCCAAAUGAGCGAAAAUGUAUGUUUCUUUGUACUUUUUUUUUCAAACAGCUUAGUAAUAAUACUCUAUGGUUUCAUCUAUUAGAUAACCUGCCUAUAUUUCUAAUGCAGAUUUAACAGUUGUGUACUUUUUAAAAGCUGCAUUGUGAUGAAAAAUAGUUGUGUUUUGUUAUCUGUAUUUCAGACUCAAUUUUAUAUACAAUGGUUGUAUCAUAUUUCAAAUAUAUAGAGAUAUUC